AUGUCAUUUGAGUAUGAAGAACUCUAUAAUUUUGAUGAAAAUUUUGUUAAUAAUGAUGAAAAUUAUGACGAAAAUGAUAUUGGUGAUGAAAAUGAUACUUAUAUUAAAGAUAAUAAUCGUGCUGAUAAAGAGAAUAGUAUAGCUGGAACUUUGCCUAUUAUAUCUUACUUCUCUUCUCGUGAAGUUGCGUUAACAUAA
Dentiscutata erythropus is the source of this 198-nucleotide messenger RNA. Lineage: Eukaryota; Fungi; Glomeromycota; Glomeromycetes; Diversisporales; Gigasporaceae. The record is from the annotation of a GenBank genome assembly.